Messenger RNA from Colletes gigas, 7506 nucleotides. It is a transcript of the gene Frmd5, whose product is annotated as FERM domain-containing protein 5. The record is from RefSeq and is a predicted model, not a curated record. Gene Ontology annotation, cellular component: cytoskeleton. The transcript is spliced from 12 exons. Lineage: Eukaryota; Metazoa; Arthropoda; Insecta; Hymenoptera; Colletidae. Bases 251 to 2539 code for a protein of 762 amino acids. Gene Ontology annotation, molecular function: cytoskeletal protein binding.
GGGACCGGUUGAUAGAGUUUAGAGUUCCUUUACGGUGAUGUCUUGUUGUUCAUUGUGCUGUGCCGUUGUGCGGUGUGUCAACUCGUCGGAAUAUUCGCAGGAAGGUCGCGCGUCGGUGACAAUUACGACCGUUUGCAACAUCGAUACCGACAACGUAAAUCGAGUGUAAUCAACAGGCAGUGUGUGGUGCUGUGGAGCAGGGGAUGAUGAGGGCCGGAGGGAUAAUUCGGGUGGCGACUUGAGGGCAGAAAUGUUGAAAUUUGGCAGCAAGAGUGACGUUACGGUGGUGCAUCGCGCCACUAUUCGACUUUUAGACGACGCCGAAAUUAUCCACUGCGACUUUCAGCCUCAGCACAAGGGAAGGUACAUCCUGGAAUAUGUAUGCAAACAACUCAACAUCAUGGAAACGGAUUAUUUUGGACUUCGUUACGCGGAUCACUGUAGGCAAAGACAUUGGUUAGACUUGGCUAAAACGGCGAUCAAGCAAGUGAAAGACAUGGACCCGAUUCUCUUUAGUUUUCGCGUGAAAUUCUAUCCACCGGAUCCUCUGAGGCUGAAGGAAGAAAUAUCUAGAUAUCAAGUUUAUCAGCAACUGAAGAGGGAUCUUCUCCAUGGACGACUGUAUUGCAGUCCGGACGAAGCAGCGUUGCUAGCGGCGUGCAUCGUGCAAAGCGAAUUGGGGGAUUACGAUCCUGAGAUCCACGAGGGGAACUACAUUUCCGCGCACAAAUUGCUACUUAAACAAACGGAGACUAUCGAGGAGAAAGCUAUGGAACUGCAUCAAACACAGUUGAAAGGGUACACGGGGGAGCAAGCGGAGACACACUUCCUUAGGUUAGCCUCACAAUUGGAUACAUACGCCGUUGACCCACAUUCUGUUAAGGACCAGAAAGGUGUGCAACUUUAUCUCGGUAUUAAUCACUGUGGAAUUCUAACGUUUCAAGGAUCUCGAAAAACACAUCAUUUCCGCUGGCCGGAGGUUCAGAAAAUCAACUACGAAGGAAAAAUGUUUAUUGUGCAUUUAACGAUAAGUGAGGACGUGAGAACGAAGAAAAAGCACACUGUUGGGUUUAAGUGUCCCACGGGGUCUAACUGUCGCCACGUAUGGAGAUGCGCCAUCGAACAAAUGUUAUUUUUCACAUUACCCAGAGCGUCGGACGCGCCGGUUGUAAGCGGCGGCUCUAUAUUCUCAUGGGGUACGAAGUUUAAGUACACCGGAAGAACGGAGAAAGAGGUGUUGGAAGAGAUGAGUCCGCUCGAGAAAGACGAGCCACCUGUACCGCGGUGUCCAACGUCGUGUCUCAGAAGAAAAGCCAGCAGCGUACCAGCUACUCCGAGCACUCCGAGUCAAGAUCUCGUUGAAAUAAGAUACUCCAGUCUGCCACGGAGCUGUCACAGCGCAGGUCUGGAUGGCACUGGAAUGUCAGAGGGCAGUUCAGGAGUUCCGUUCAGUUCGCCUUACUGUCCAGAUAACACGCUACCGCUCCUGGAAACCGUUUCGGAGGACCAAGAAAUUCAUGCCAGGAGAAACAACGCCGUAGACGAAAAUGAUACGCAUGUGAAUGCUACCCACAACACCGCCACCGCCACCGCGUCCACCAUUACCACCACCUCCAACACCACCACAAAUCGUGCGAAAGUUAGACUGAAAUUUCCAAUGAGCACGCUGAACCGACCGCAGCUAUUGUACAGUCAAAAAAUAGUAAUAAGCUCGGAGGAGUUAGCUGGCCGUGACAUCGAUAACGUCGUCAGACAGUAUAUAAACACGCUCGAAAAGAGACAGAAGGUGGUCAGAUCUACCGCCCUGAUAAUAAAGAGUUCGAAAAUGUCAGCGGAGGCGUUAAAAGCCGGUAAAGGGAUCGCAAACGAGACAUACGUGUUCCCCGGUGCCGAUUCAGGAACGAUCAUCACAACGGUGGUAGACGGUUGUUUCGAUUCUAGCACCGAUCAGACGGUUACGCGCGUGUCUAAGGAGCAGGUAAGCAUGCCCGAUCGUCGAGAGAACGAGAUUUUAUGGCGCGGCUUGUCUAUCACGACGAAAACAGCUAACGGUUGCGUUACAUCGGCGAGAACCGACCUCGAAGCCAUUAGAAACGGAGUCGAAGCCACGAAACGUCAAGAAGGUACAGUCGGUCAACACGAGGGCGAUACAAACGACUAUUACUUCAGGGACUCCUUCGAUCAUUCCUCGUCCGAAAGCCAACUAUUGGACGCGACAGGUAAACCGCACAGCCGGUCGGUGACGCCUGUACCGCAGAUGCAGAAACUUCAAAACUCGAAGCUCUGCCUUCAGCAGCAACAGCAACCGAACCGCCGAGUGGAUGGCAAAUUGAGACACAAGAGUUUGCAAAUAGUGAGGCUUUUUGUUCCGGCGUUUGUGCUCGCGAUCACAGUUCUGUUCAUUGUGCUCGUCCUGGUGUUCGAAACAGACACGAUGCUUUUUAACAGCCUGCGUAAGACGCCAGAAAUGGUGGCCUUAAGGAACCAAUAUUAUGCCCCCAUCAAGGAGUUCCUGAGGACGAAGCUCGGCCUAUUCUGAUGCGACCUGACAAUGGCCGGGCCGAGGACGUCCUUUCUUGCUAAGUAGCUCCCUUCAGUGCCAAGUCGAGGAAAUAAUGCUCUUAUCGGGACCGAGGGGCGAGAAUCUACGCCGUUUUUCGUUAUCACGUGUGCUUUCUCUUUUUACGUGAAUCUCUUGAAUUUUCUCAAACUGCUUGACUCUUUUUGCUCGUCUUCUUUUAUACAGAUAGUGGACAACGAAAGUAUUUAAAAACACUUUCGAGCCGUUUAUUUAACGCUUACGAAAGAUCAAGUCACAUUAUGAUUUUCAAAAUACUUUCAUUACGGCGAUAACAUGCAAGCGUCAGGAUUAUAUAUGUUAAAUUUGAACAAAUAAUUCAACGGUACAAAUAAUAUUUACGAAGCAGCUUUUAAAAAGGUCGAAUGCACCAAGACCGUACCGAGUAUUUAAACAACUAAAUAAUAAAAUAUUAAAUACCGACCGUUCCUACCUCUAGUUUACGAACAAUAGUUGAGUUUUAAUAUUUUUUAUAGACAACAGUGGGUGUACGUGUCACGUCAUGCGAUAACUUUCAAUAAUUGUUGCUUUUAGUGCUGCCUUGAAAUUAAUAACUUUUUUUUUCUCAUUUUUCCUCUCAUGACCGUUCGAUUCGAAUGAUUACUCUUUUACAACACUAGUUUCGGGUUGUUAAUUCCUCUACAAUAAUUCUGCGACGUAAUUCAAAAUGAACUCGUUUCCCCAAACCUAUUAGCGAUUAUUACAAACAUCUUUAACUAAAAAUUAUUUAAUACAUUUUCAUUUUCUGGCAAUUAUAUUCCCUUUGCUUUAUAACGAGGUUCAUUGAGAACAAUUCCUUCGUUACGCCAUUCACUUUCUCGGUAAUACUCACAGUAUCAGUCGGUAGGCGAACAGUAACAUUUAUGUUAAAUAUUUAAUCGUGUAUUUGCAGACGAAAUAAGUGAGUAAUACUUUAAAGAAACACUUUGUAAACGUUAUUUCAUUUGUCCGACGUUCUUCAAACUUAAUAUAUAUGUAUAAUCCUGCCACGUGUAAUGUUGCUGCUGUAAUAAAAAUAUUUUGAAAAAAUAAUGCAAUUUCAUUAUUUUAAGCGUUACGCGUUUCGUUAAAGAUCGUUCGAAAUACUUUCGUGAUCAGCUAUAGAUGUAUCUGGAAAAAAAUAUUCUCUAUAACAAAGUCUACCUUCAAUUUAUUGUUUGUUUACUAUAAUAUACACAAUUUGAGAUACUUAAAUAUUAGUGAUUUCUUAUAUCUGCAGUCGAAAAGAACGUCGUUUGUACGAUAAGAUAUCCUAGAAAAGGAAUUUUCCGAUUUUUCGUUGCGUGUUAUUUGUUCAGGCGUUGAAAGUACUUUGUUAUAGAUUCCGUUGAAUUCGUUCUGUUUUUCUAAGUCUGGAUAAGAAGCUAUUUCUACGUAUUACAUAGACGAUAUUGCAGACCAGGAAAGUUAUAUUUGAAUUCAAUUAUGAAAUUAGAUCGUGUACACAAGUACGUUUUGAAAUUAGCAAUAGAGUAGACAGAGAUUUAGGUUGUUGAUUGCACAAUAUACUUUCACGUUCCAGUUACGACAAAAAAUUGUUUAAAAUUUGAUUUUAACAUUGGCAAAUGACGUGUAUAGACAUUGCUGUAUUUUCUAACAAACUAACUUUUAUAGUCAAUCAACUCGUAAACAUUUGUUUAAAAAUAAUUCAUCAAAAAGGAAAUGCAAAUUUUCUAUUGGAAAUAAUGAAACGUAUUAAAUUAAAAGAAUUAAGACGUAAUUUAUUUAAGUGUACGCGUGUGUGUCAAUUUUUGGAAAAUACAGCAAACGAAUCGACACAUUGUAAAAGUAAAUUUAAGGAAGCACUUAAUUUUCAGUUUAGUAGCAAACACAUUCCGUAAAUACGAUAUUAAAAAUUAUUUGUUUAUCGGUGGUACGGGGGGGCGUCGAUGUAAAUUUCAUUUCUAAACUUUUAAUUUUUAUAAAGUAAUGAACAAAGUUGUACAAAAUAGGUUUAUGGGAUUAAGAUACAAUAGUUUUAUUCAAUUGCUGAUGCUGUCAGUAGUUUGAUGCGUAGUACGAGGCGAGGAACAUGUUUCUUUAUGUUCUGUAAUGUUAUGCAACCGUCAUAUCAUAAUCGGACACAAAAUUUUUAGUGAUCUUUAACACUUACUCUGGCCAACAGCUGAUUACGCGAAUACAUAGAAAUAUGUUUAACAAGAUGAACGGUUUAACAUUCGUAGUUAAAAUGUUUCUCUUCAUUUUUGCAAUGCGAUGAAAUUACGGUUUAAGAGGAAUAAAUAGUACGAGAAUAUCUUUUCUUUUGUUAUUUAGACUGUUACCGAGUCUCUUUAACAAUGUCGUAUUCUAGUUGAGAUCACGGCUCGUUUGACUCUAUAUAUAACGUUGACAAAUGUUGAACAAUCAUCAAAACUUUAACAUUUCUAUUUCUAUUUAGAAUUUUCAGGGGUGGGAUUCUUGAAUUUCUUUUCACAACUUUUUCUUAGUACCCAUCUCCCUGUCUUUGAGCUUUUCCAAGUUCACUGGGUUUUAGGAACAGUUUGUAUCGAGGAAGAUCCAUAAAAAUGUUUAAAACGUGUACAAGUAUUGCUUCGAUAGGUAAUUUGUUUUGGUUUGUAAAAUGCCUUUUUUUUUUUAGGCCUUUUAUCAGUGCAGAAUUAAUCUGAUAGAUUAAGUAGGGUAACAAGACCGUGCAAGUAAUGUUGAAGCACGGUGCGAAAUUAUUACCCAAGUAGGAGCAAAUAUUAAAAAAAUCUUUUCCAAACCAUGGUUUAUUAGUUAUCCUUUCUUAUGGAAGUACCGACAAAAUAGGAUCGGUUGUUUCGAGCGCUUAUUUCGUUUGAUUCUUUCGAUACCAGUUACCGAUAUGAAUAAAUGAAUGUGAAUGAUUUUAAGGAGCGACCAAUAUCGAUAAAUGAGUAUGUCCCAUCAUAAAAAAACGAGAUCCAUUUUUACUACAUUGUUGUCAUAGAAAGGACAAGUAGGAAUUAAUUAGAAGGUUGAGAAAAAAAGCCGUAAAUGGUUAGUUAAUUUUGUAAGCAUUUGGUACACAAUGUAUUUGUAUGAUGUUAGUAUUAGAUACAAUUCCAUAUAUUAUUAAAUUACGUUUGAAACGCUAAUACCGAAAGAAAAAAAUCAUUUAGAAUGUCGAAUAGUUCUCGAUAACUUUUUCUGUUUUCAGUAGUGUGGCGCACAAUAAAUUUCUGAGCAAAGCAAAGUCUAGGAAAUAGUCUUACAUUUUAAUUAAAAAGUUUCUUAUCGAGUACGAAGCAUUAAAAGAAUUUUAACGAUUUCGAUAGUUUUUUUUUAUGGUAUAGGAUUUACAGCAUGCAUGAAAAGACUACGUUAAAUUAAAUUCAAUCGACUUUUACCAAACUUCCAUCGACAACCGAACAUAUGUACAUAUGAUUCGAUAAUGUAUUCCAAGAUUGUUCGUAGAAUUUGAGUUUUGUGUGAAACUGUAUCGGAAUGAGUUGCUAUUGUAUAAGUUGGAGAUUAACACAGAUCUGAUUAAUUUUAUUUAAGUCGGAGACUUGUUUGUAAAUUCAAUUGUUUGUCAGAGAGUAACGAUUGGUAUUGAAUGGCCUACCGCGUUGCUAAGAAAAAAUAAAAAUAUGUUUUCUCAACGUAACUGAAAUACACACACAUACAAAUACAGUGUAUGUAUGUGUACGCUCUUUAAUAUAAAAAAUGAGAUAUUUUAACGUUAAUGGUACGGGAAAAUCAGAAAGACGAGUAUAUGAUAAAUUAUAUAUAAACGUUGCUAAUAAACCAAUCAGUUACCAUUAUUUAUAGGCACAUUAGGCAAUCUUAAAUGGUCAACGAAAAGCAAUUAUUUAUUAAUUAAACGUAGAUCGUAAGCAACUUUAAUCGAUAAGAAUUUGACGAGAAUUUUUUAGUAAAAGUAUGGGAGCAAGUUGGUGGAAGAUUUUGUUGUUGAAUAAUUUGAAAAAUAUUGCCCAUACUAGUCUUGCCGAUCAAAGAUCUUCGUUUUACAGAACUGCACAGAAUUUUUAAUAUAUCUGCACAUCGAUACAUCGUAUUUAUAACAGCAUUAUGAUAACAUUGUACGAAAAUACUAUGUUGGGGAAUUUACAUUAUGUUUCUCGUGUAUUUUUACUCUACAAGGCGAAGAUCUUUGGUAACUGGAACAGCUUAUACGUUAUUUUCUGAUAGAGACAACAUUUCUUGCCACAAUUUACAACUUUACGUUCCUCCGUUCCGUCUAUUUAUAAUUUAUUUUAAUAAACAUCACGAAUCGGAUUAUUCUGAUUUUCAAUGUACAGGGUAUUUCGAGGUUAAACUGGCAAACUUUAGGUAUGAAUUUAGGACCGUAGAAAUAUCAAGAGAUAUUUACUUUUAAAGCUAUUACGAAUUAGAAGUUUCGUUCGUUCGUAUUAUGUAGCUGUUAGUUCAUUGAAUACUUCCGUAGAGUAAACUAGUAAACUAAUCAUGCCACGUAAUUAUUUCGUUAGCAUUCGUUACUUCGUAACUCCUAAAAGUAUCACGAUAACCCGGAAACACCCUGUAUAACAUUCGAAAUGAAUUGUCGAUAAAACCACCGAUAGUCGUAGAAAAUAUGAAACAUUAAUUUGAACGAAGUAAACAUGAUAACUUUGUAAACAACACUUACUGUUAGCGAAAUUUUAAUGGGAGAUUCUAGGGGCCAAAAUAAGACAAAAAUCAAGAACACCAAUUUGUUGAUCGAGGCUUUGUUACAAAGUUAUUAACGUUUAAAGUUCCGCCUGUAGAUAGGCAAUCUGCGAACAGCUGCGUGCGCAUGAUAGUGGUUCUCACUCAGCCUGAGAAACUCUACUUACCGACGUCUCGACAGCCUCUCAGUUUUGUGAAUGAGAACCACUGGGACCAACCUAUCGCGCGCGCGCGCAGCUACACUUUAAACGUUAAUAACUUUUUAACGAAGCCUCGAUCAACAAAUUGCUAUUCUUGAUUUUCGUCUUAUUUUG